This is a messenger RNA of Acaulospora morrowiae, 663 nucleotides long. The record is from the annotation of a GenBank genome assembly. NCBI's taxonomy places the organism in Eukaryota, Fungi, Glomeromycota, Glomeromycetes, Diversisporales, Acaulosporaceae.
AUGAAAAAGAACGAAUCAUCUGUUGUCGAGGGGAAAAGGCAGGGAAGCUUCGAGUUUCACCGAGACUGGUUGACAGAUCAUCUUCCACACUGGGAAAAAAGAUUAGGUCACCUGACCCAGCAAGAAAUAAACGUUCUAGAAAUUGGAGCGUUCGAGGGUCGAUCGACAACUUGGAUUCUACUAGAGUUAUGUAAGAAUCCCAGAUCCAAGCUAAUAACGAUCGACACAUUUGAAAGAAUCUUUGAAAAAAUCGAUAACGAGAAGAUAUUUCAUGAGAAUAUUAGAAAGACUGGCAGAGAAAGGCAAAUAGAAAUUGUCAAAAGUAGAUCUUAUGAUGCAUUGAUUCAACUAAACCAAAAAAAAGAGAUCAUGUUCGAUUUCAUUUAUAUCGACGGUUCUCAUAUUGCUUGCGAUGUCCUAUCCGAUAUCGUUUUGUCCUGGAGUUUGCUUAAAGAAAACGGAAUUCUAAUACUUGACGAUUAUCAGUGGGGUUUUUUCAAAGAAGAGCACAACAAUCCUAAGAUGGCGAUCGAUGCCUUCAUGAAGUGUUACCAAUGGCAAAUAGAAGUUCUCGACAUGUAUUAUCAAGUAAUUAUUAGAAAGGUGACACGAGAGAAUGUCGGGACAAUAGCAGAGGGCAAAGAUUGGAGGACUGAUUGCUAA